CGUCAUAGAGCGCCGGUUAUUCUUUCAAGCGCUCCUUGCAAACGAGUUCUUAUUUCUUGUAGGUCGUAAUAGUUACAACGUUAUUUAAGCGCUGCAGUGGUAACAUUUAGAUUAAGUGACACCCUUCUUCACAACAGCGUUUUCACAAGUGUCGAGUUGAGAAACGGCGACACCCCCCACAUCGUAAUGGAGGGAAGAUAUGUCGUGCGCUACAAAUGCAGUCAGCCUGGUCCCAUACAAGAUGUCUUGAGACAAAGGCCAGGCUGGAUUGAAGUCAAAGAUGAUUCUGAGUGGGACUUCCAUUGGUGUGGCGUGGGCUGGCUCAAGGAGAAUUUGUACAUGGAGGAACAUGUCAGAGUCAACCAUUUUCGGAACCAUUAUGAGCUGACACGCAAGGACUUCAUGCUGAAAAAUUUGAAAAGGUUUAAAAAGAAUCUUGAAAGGGAUACCAGCAGCAUGGAGGGCUCCAAAUGUGAUUUCUUCCCCUGCACCUUUGCGCUGCCAAAUGAAUAUCAUCUCUUUGUGGAGGAGUUCAAAAGAAACCCAGGCAGCACCUGGAUCAUGAAGCCAGCAGCAAAAUCUCAAGGGGCAGGCAUCUUCCUUUUUAAAAAACUAAAAGACAUCAUGGAAUGGAGGAAGCAUGAUGGCACCCGCUCGGAGGAGCAGAAAGAUGCCGCUCAAGUGGAAAGCUACGUGGCACAACGCUACAUUGAAAACCCCUACCUACUUGGCGGGAGGAAGUUUGACCUCCGGGUGUAUGUGAUGGUUACAUCAUAUUUUCCCUUGAAGGCGUGGCUAUAUCGAGAAGGAUUUGCUCGCCUCUCAAGCACACGCUUCUCCCUUAGUAGUAUUGAUGACAAGUAUGUGCAUCUCACGAAUGUAGCGGUUCAAAAAACAGCACCGGACUAUGAUCCGGAAAAAGGAUGUAAAUGGAAGAUACAGAAGCUCCGUCGGUAUCUGACUGCAAAGCACGGAAGACAGACAGUGGAAACUUUGUUCAAAGAGAUGGAUAACAUCUUCAUCAGCAGCCUCCAAAGUGUGCAGAAGAUCAUUAUCAAUGACAAACACUGCUUUGAGCUCUACGGCUAUGACAUUAUGUUGGAUGAGAACCUCAAACCGUGGUUAAUUGAAGUCAAUGCUUCGCCGUCACUCGCACCGAGCAGCCAGGAGGAUUACGACAUGAAGUACAGCCUGCUGGAAGACACUGUGAAUAUUGUGGACAUGGAGGGAAGGUUGACGGGGAAGGAGAAGAGGGUGGGUGGGUUUGAUCUCGUGUGGAAUGACGGGCCUGUCUACAGUGAGGACGUCGACCCAGAAAUAUUUGGCUGUUCAUGUUUAAAAGCCAACACAUACUUGGGGUGUGCAAAUGACCGAGAACACCAGCUAAAUUCGCUCCUGAAAACAUUUCCUGGUCCGAAGAGGAUAUAAAAUUGCCAGUUUGCUGUAGCGCCACAAAAUAACUUGCUUCAUCGCCUCCGUUUGUAGAUGAGUCUCAAGAGGUGGCAUUGAGUCUUUCCUUUUCCUAACUGAACCGCAACGAUAGGAGAUCAUUUCUGUUUUCAUUUAUUAUUGGUAGAAUAUUCUUUCAACAAACAACUGUAUUAUGUCACACUAGCUGGUUCGCCGCCCUCCGGGCGGCUCAUCAGUU
Molecule: messenger RNA, 1648 nt
Organism: Hippocampus zosterae (dwarf seahorse)
Lineage: Eukaryota; Metazoa; Chordata; Actinopteri; Syngnathiformes; Syngnathidae
Gene: ttll9
Product: tubulin tyrosine ligase-like family, member 9
Exons: 13
Coding region: 187-1428 (413 amino acids)
Biological process (GO): microtubule cytoskeleton organization; protein polyglutamylation
Cellular component (GO): cilium
Molecular function (GO): tubulin-glutamic acid ligase activity; tubulin binding
Source: RefSeq, a predicted model, not a curated record